Messenger RNA from Perca flavescens (yellow perch), 4307 nucleotides. RefSeq names its product kelch-like family member 20 (gene klhl20). Bases 148 to 1977 code for a protein of 609 amino acids. Gene Ontology annotation, cellular component: trans-Golgi network; PML body. The transcript has 14 exons. Gene Ontology annotation, biological process: protein K33-linked ubiquitination; Golgi to endosome transport; proteasome-mediated ubiquitin-dependent protein catabolic process. Lineage: Eukaryota; Metazoa; Chordata; Actinopteri; Perciformes; Percidae. Gene Ontology annotation, molecular function: type II interferon binding. The record is from RefSeq and is a predicted model, not a curated record.
UGGCAUGCGCAUAAUACAGAGGAAGACCAGUGUUUAGCAGACGGCAUUAAAUUGUAAACAUUAGCAACCCGGGCGACUACUUUCUGUCUUUGGAAUGGAAAUAUAAGGUCAACCCAAGGUGUGGGACCAAACAUUGUUCUUCAGUGCAUGGACGCAAAGCCAAUGCGCAGGGUCACCAGCGCACGCCAAGACGCCACUGGAAUGGACAUCACCAGCCGCUGUACUCUGGGGGACCCCAACAAGCUCCCUGAAGGGGUCCCCCAGCCUGCACGCAUGCCCUAUGUCUCGGACAAACACCCCCGACAGACCCUGGAGGUGAUCAACCUGUUGAGAAAACACCGUGAGCUCUGUGAUGUGGUGCUGGUGGUGGGUGCCAAGAAGAUCUACGCUCACCGCGUGAUUCUGUCUGCCUGCAGCCCCUACUUCAGGGCGAUGUUCACUGGAGAGCUGGCUGAGAGCAGGCAGACGGAAGUGGUUAUCCGUGACAUCGAUGAGAGAGCCAUGGAGCUGCUCAUUGACUUUGCCUACACCUCCCAGGUGACAGUAGAGGAGGGAAAUGUCCAGACGCUGCUCCCUGCGGCUUGCCUUCUCCAGCUGGCUGAGAUCCAGGAGGCCUGCUGCGAGUUCCUCAAGAGGCAGCUGGAUCCCUCCAACUGUCUGGGCAUCAGGGCCUUCGCAGACACACACUCCUGCCGCGAGCUGCUGCGCAUUGCAGACAAGUUCACCCAGCACAACUUUCAGGAGGUAAUGGAAAGUGAGGAGUUCAUGCUGCUGCCUGCCAACCAGUUGAUUGACAUCAUUUCGAGCGAUGAGCUCAAUGUGCGGAGCGAGGAGCAGGUUUUUAACGCUGUGAUGGCCUGGGUGAAAUACAGCAUCCAGGAACGCAGACCACAGCUGCCCCAGGUCCUGCAGCAUGUCCGUCUGCCGCUGCUCAGCCCCAAGUUCCUGGUGGGCACCGUUGGGUCCGACCCUCUUAUUAAGAGUGACGAGGAGUGCAGAGACCUGGUUGAUGAGGCGAAGAAUUACCUGCUGCUACCGCAGGAGAGGCCACUGAUGCAGGGCCCCAGAACCCGGCCGAGGAAACCCAUCCGCUGUGGAGAGGUACUCUUUGCAGUUGGUGGUUGGUGCAGCGGUGACGCCAUUUCCAGCGUGGAGCGUUACGAUCCCCAGACCAACGAGUGGCGGAUGGUGGCGUCGAUGAGUAAACGCCGAUGUGGCGUCGGAGUCAGUGUUCUGGAUGACUUGCUGUAUGCGGUGGGAGGUCACGACGGCUCGUCGUACCUCAACUCUGUGGAGAGAUAUGAUCCUAAGACCAAUCAGUGGAGCAGUGAUGUGGCCCCCACUAGCACUUGUCGCACCAGUGUAGGAGUGGCUGUCCUCGGUGGUUAUCUGUAUGCUGUCGGGGGACAGGAUGGGGUUUCCUGUCUCAACAUUGUAGAAAGGUAUGAUCCUAAGGAGAACAAAUGGACUCGUGUGGCCUCCAUGAGCACCAGGCGACUGGGUGUAGCUGUGGCUGUGCUGGGGGGCUUCCUGUACGCUGUAGGAGGGUCUGAUGGGACGUCACCAUUAAAUACAGUGGAACGCUACAACCCUCAAGAGAACCGCUGGCACACGGUGUCUCCGAUGGGAACCAGGAGAAAGCACCUCGGCUGUGCCGUCUACCAGGACAUGAUCUACUCUGUCGGGGGGAGAGACGACACCACAGAGCUGAGCAGCGCUGAGCGAUACAACCCCAGGACAAACCAGUGGUCUCCUGUAGUGGCCAUGACGUCCAGACGGAGCGGGGUGGGCCUGGCUGUAGUAAAUGGUCAGCUGAUGGCAGUGGGAGGCUUCGAUGGGACGACGUAUCUUAAAACUAUAGAAGUCUACGACCCUGAUGCAAACACAUGGAGGUUGUACGGAGGAAUGAACUACCGCCGGCUAGGUGGGGGGGUGGGCGUCAUUAAAAUGACUCACUGUGAAUCCCACAUAUGGUAACACCAACAUCUCCCCCCACCACCUCCUCACACACACUUCUCAUCACGUUGCAAUGGAUGCCUCUUCACCAACUCUUGUGCCUCCAAAAGAGACGCUGUAAUUCAUGCGAGCAUGAGAAAACCACGCGGGGACACAAGGCGGAAAGAGGAAACUUUGAACACUAGUUCAUCCCCAUCCCCACUGUGAGGAAUACCCUGGUUGUCCUCAUUGAUUGACCACGGUCUCCAUGAAGUGCACUGAGAGCAGAGGUCUACUAAUGACCUCACCAAGUUUUCACCCUCCAAGGUGUGUGGCGGGACUCAACUCGACCCUAUUGCUGCUGAGGGAGAUCAGCUUACGUUUGUUGGAAGAUGCUUUUUCUUUCAGCCUGUCCAACUGUGAAAGCCUCUAUCACCUUCCCUUGUGUUAAAAUGCCAGAUCCCCAAAUUCUGGUGGAAGUAAAAAAACAAACAAAAAACAGCCAGGGGACCAGCAAACCUUCUGUUCAUUGUGUGAGAUUGAUUAUUUCCUGGAGACACAACAGUCCAUCCUGACUGUCAGAGGUAAAUCCACGUAAAAUUUUACGUACAUCUCAGCUGUCACAUCUCUGGGCCUCAUUUGUAGCAUUAAGCAGUGGAAAGCCAGUCAGGCAGUUAUCUUCUGAAAGUAGACACCCAGAUAGAAUGAAUCUCAAUUUUUUUUUACUGGGCAAGAUGGGUAGCAUUAGAAGGAUGUGUACGAGGAAGUCACAACAUUUUCUCCCAAUCUUAGGCUCUGCUGCUGCAGUUUACAGGAGGUUACUGUGGCUGUUUGGGACGUUGGGUGAUAAAAGAUUUCAGUUCAGAUGCUGACUGUGUUUUUAAAGGAUCGCCUUUAUGAAAAGGACUUAGACACCAGAGUCAUCCAAUGGUGUUGCUGUUUAUUUUGUAUUUUUUUUUUGCAUAUGUCAAAUGGGAAUAACGGUGUGCAUUUUCAGAACGGCAUUCCUGGUGUUGCAUUCAGUUUUACACUCUAACAUUGCUUUGUAAAAGGAAAAAGAAGAAGCUUUAAAGGUCAAACCUUGCCUAGUUCCACACACCUGGCCAACCGUUGUGUAGUAAUGGUGUGAUUGUUGCAUUCUCGUUUUCAGGAAGUUAAAGAAAAUUGUCCCCUGGGUUCUGCUACGAAAAGGGGGUUUUAGACCCUUUUGAGAUGAUCUGACGAGCACUUAGUUUGAGGCAUACUGAAACCUCAAGGCUGUGAUCAGACAGAGCGCGUUGCAGGUUGCAAAAUGUGAGGCGCACCACACUGCCAGACAGAGCCAUGCCACUUGCGUAUUUUUGUUAUUCUUGCUAUGCAACCAUCAAAAUCACCCGUCCUCAGCCAACUGUUAUUUUGCUGUGAAGUGAAAGAGCUUUUCCAUUCGGAGUCAAAGUUUUAUUUUUUAUUUACUCGAGGCAUUCACGGCCGACCUGCCAAAACACGAGGCCACAUAGAGCAGCAAAACGCGAGGCGAUCAGCCAUGCAAAAACGCCGAGCAAAAUCCUUCACCCUCAACUCCAACAUUACAAAAAGCCGCCCCAGGCUGCUAAAAGACGCGGUCUGAUCGGGGCCUAACUGUGUCCUGUACUGGGUCUGAUAGCAUGUGGUCAGCUUUACCUUUACCUUAAAUAGUGUAGGAACUUUAAAGGAUAAUGCUGUUUUUUUUUUUUUUUUUUUUGCCAUAUUCAACAAAUCUCAAAAAAGACUACAACCAACAAUUAGUCUGUCUCCAAGUACUUUCUAGCUUUUCUGCCCUGCCUGGGGUAAUUCAUAUGGGGUAAUUAUAUCAGGCUUUGAUGCACACACAAUACUUGUCAGUACAUAUGUUUUUUGUUGGUUUGGGCCUGCACAUGGGAUUUGUUGACAACACGUAAAUACAGAAUUUCAUCACUUAACGUUUUAAGGCUAAUUUCACAUAAUGCAUCAAGUACACUUCCUUCACCAGAGUCCAGCUAGAAAAGAAAUGUUUUAUUUCCAGUGUAACUGCCAGUGGCGCGGCCUGGUUGAACAUGGCAAGCAAGGCUCAAGCUCAUGACACAAGAAUUAAGUUCUGUGUCACAAUAAGAAUUGGAUAAACGUUUGAAAUAUCUUCUGUCAGAACUGACGCUAUUCUCAGCCAUUCCAUUUAAGAUGCUGAUCACCUCUGGGUGACAGAUUUACCACAGCCUAGGCAGCACGAAGGCCCAAGCUCAGUUCAGAAAUGUUAAUAGAAACUGUUGGACUCUUCUCAUUUUUUAUUAUGAUUAUUAUGAUUAUUAUAAAAAGACAGCAUUUUCUAGCCAAAGGAUGUUUCUACAAUUCAGCUGAAGAGUUCUGUUAUUUUAUUUUUU